Molecule: messenger RNA, 6633 nt
Organism: Stomoxys calcitrans (stable fly)
Lineage: Eukaryota; Metazoa; Arthropoda; Insecta; Diptera; Muscidae
Gene: qin
Product: tudor domain-containing protein 1
Exons: 13
Coding region: 1068-6533 (1821 amino acids)
Molecular function (GO): zinc ion binding
Source: RefSeq, a predicted model, not a curated record
CACCGUUGGAUUCGCCAGGAAAAUCCCUUUCUGUAAUGGUGCUGGACGAAGCAAUACUAUUUCCUAUUUCCUUGAAAACUUUAGAGUAUUGUUUCAAAAUCGCAUAAUUAAUAUCCAAAAAAUUCAAAAAAACCAACGUGAGUUUGCAAUUGCUGGAACUUUCUUAGUUUUGCAAACUUCACAAUUUUUCAGACACCGUUGGAUUUGUGAGGAAAAUCUCUUUCCGUAGUGGUGCUGGAUGAAGGAAUAGUGUUUUCUAUGAAAAACAUCGCAAAAAUCAAAUCUAUUUUAGCGUAAAAAUUCAAGGUCAUUUUUGAGGUCAAUAAUGCUGUAACUCCUUCAUUUUUUCGAAUUUCGAUCAAUUUCCAGCAUUCCGCAGUGUUGAAGCCAGUUCAACAAACCUAUCCUUAUGCUAACAUAAGUACACACAUAUGUAAUAGAAUUACAUACCUUACUGAUUUACAUUGAAAUAAAUCUUUGAAAUUGUUUUAAGUAUCUUUAUAUUCAUUAUUUCCCGCGGAUUUGCUUUUAUUGGUCAACUUGGCAACCCUUUUAUCUAUUCUGUAUGCAAAAAGGCCAAAAGCUUUCACUCAAACGGAUAAAGAGCGGCCAUGUUGACCAAAUUUCCAAUUCGCCUUUUCCUAAAUCUUGGCACUUUUAACUUUCUAGCACCGCCAUUAAAUCACUUGUGCAGCAUCAUCUCAAGAAGGCGGUAAGGGCUUGCUGAAAUGUAAUAAACUGUAACGGUGAAAUCUAAUCUGUUGCCUUUUAUUUCAACUGUUCUCUUUUUCAUUUCUUACAAUUUGGGAGCUUCAAUAAAACAUACAGUCCACUUACAGCUACUUGCUAUCCAAAUUGUACAUGGUCCUUUCGAACCGUCCGAGGAACUGAAAGAAGUUGUGCAGACGAAAAUAAUCUUGGAUCACGUUCACUGUUUUAAGUUGCAUAUCAGCUAUUCUAAUUCUUAGUCAUGGAGAAAAGAUGUUGUUAAAAGCAAUCGUCCAGUCUUGUUACCAUGCGGUCACAAUUUGUGUGAAAAUUGUGUGUACCACAAUCGGCAAAAUUUAAUGUGUAAUAUUUGCCUAAAACCCGUCCCAUUGCCAUCUAUAAAAGUAUCACCACAUUUUCAAAUACGAGAUUAUUUCCACCUGAACAAGUAUCUACUUGGAGAAUUAAACAGUCUUCGAUAUUAUAAUAAGGAGGGCUCGGCAAAUAGUACACUACUGGCGACUAACCAAACUAGCCUAUUUAGUUGUAACAGCAACCUUGGUGGAUCUUUAACGGCCCAACUGCCGUUAAAAUGUAAGAAAUGUGAGUUUACAUCGGCUGUCGGCAAAUGCCGUCAAUGCAACGCAUCAUUUUGUAAAGCCUGUUUCGAAAGCGUCCACAAAGCGAAUAAGAUACUUAAAAUGCAUAAGCUGCAACGUCUGGAUAUGUCAAAUAAAUCCGCGGAUAUUGAACCUCGUUUCUGUCGCCGUCAUAAGCAAACAAAUGAUCGUUUCUGCUCAAAAUGUAACCUUACUUGUUGCUCUGAAUGCGCUCAAAAUGAUCACCAAUUUCAUGGUUGUCAACACCUAAUGGAAGUUAACAAAUCAUAUUUGGAUAGCAUCAAUACCACUUUGCAAAAUGCCCGAUCAUCACGCGAGUGCAUAAAGAAAGCAUUAAAGGAUGUAAAGUCGGUGGAAAGAAAACUUGAAGAAUAUGCCACGAAGACCACUGAAAACGUUGCCGAUUAUUUUCUUCAACUCCACAGCCUUCUGCAAAAUGAGGAAAAACGAAUUAUGGACAAAUUCAAUGAAAAGUGUCAACAGCCCCUGCUUCAGCUGAAGACAGCAUAUUCAAGAUUACACGAGUCUCAAGAAGUCAUCAAUGCAAUGUAUGCGAAUUUGGAAUCGUAUCAGUUCCAACUGCCGUCAAACAUUAAUAUUGGAAGGGUACUAUUGAAGUACAAUGACCAGUUGGACCACAUCCCUUGUCAAGUGAAUAUCUUAAAGCCUCCUUCAAAUCCGUUCAUCUUUGAGGGAAAGAAAGGUGCUUUUGAAGACCUGCACAAGUACAUUAUACACAACUUCGAUGAUUCUAUGCUAUGUGUACAGAUCCGGAGUAUAAGUGAUGACUCAAAUAUGUCAAUUUUGGAUGCAUCCAGUUCACGAUCUUCGACUAAUUUUCGUUGCGAUAAUUCAAUGAUGACAAACAUCACUCCAAAUUUAAAAAAACAAAAGGACCAGCAGCUCUCUUUGCAAGAGCCGAAACAAAUUAAACAGAAGACGAUAAACAAUUCUCGUAGCACCAGUUCUGAUUUUGAAGAAAUUAUGUCUAUCAGGGUUUCGUCAGAUCCAACUGAUGAUGGCUCGUGUAAAUCUGCGGACAACAGGUUCCGCGUGGCUUACGUAAAAACGCCCGAAUACUUUUUCAUUUGCAAACCGGGAGAUUUAGCCAAUAUUCGAAAAUUGUCGGAUGAGUAUCUGGACCAUCGUCUUGGUUCGAUUCAAAAUAUUACCGUUGGCCAAUACUAUAUGGCUUACAAUGAGAGAGAUAAGAUAUGGUACCGCAGCGUGUUAAAAAAGAUUCUUUCCAAUGAGCUAUACAAAGUAUUCCUUUUGGAUUUGGGAAACUUUUUAGAAGUAUCAAGCGACAAACUCAGUGAUCUUCGGGAAGGUCAUUUGAAUAUACCAUUUGCUGCCUUGCGUUGUGCAAUUGCGGAUAUAGUGCCAAAUGGCAAACGUUGGUCGGAGGCCGCCAAGAGUUUACUAAUUGAACUCGUUCAAAACGACUAUGUUCGGGUGAGUCUAAUCGAAAAAUUAGGAGAAUCGUAUAAAGUUGAUCUGGAAACGUCUGUAACAAAAUCAGUGCGGGACUCUUUUUUAUACACAGGCCUGGCUCGAGAGGGGCCAGGCUCAAAGAAUUUUAAAAUGCGUAUGAUGAAAUAUUCUGCAACGGCUAAAUCUGAUGAUCAAAUUCCAAAAAAUUUUUUCCGUGCGGGGGAAGUACUUAUGGUCAAUAUGUUGAAUGCUUUAGGACCACAGGAGUUUUAUGUUAUAAAGGAAGAUUCGGUCCAUGACAAGGCAAGUCUUGUUCAUGAUUUAAAUGUUUUCUACGGCCCACAAAUAAACAAUCAUCAACAAAUCUACUUGCCUUUAAUGCAAAUGUGUUGCGUCGUUUUUCUCAACGAAACAUGGCAUCGCGCCGCAAUUGAAGAGAUUAAGGAUGAGGGAUCCAUAAAAGUUCGCUUAGUCGACGAAGGUCAGCGAUUUGAUAUAAACUGGAGGCAGGCCUUUGUCCUAACCGAGGAGUUUCGCAAGAAACGAGAGUUUGCCAUUCGAUGCACACUGGUCGAUAUUGAACCCAUGCAGGAGAAUUCUUAUUCCUUCUCAGCAGCAGCUAUUGAAGACUUCAAGCAGAUGGCUGCAAAUCCCUGUUUAAGAAUGGAAAUUCAGUACAUAAAAGAGAGCGAAAUUGGAGUUGUAUUGUAUGUUGGUAAACGAAACUUGGAUAUUAAUAUUGGGGCAGCAUUAGUAAGGAAUAAACACGGCAUCUCAACAGGAGAAACAACUCAAGCAAUCGACUAUUUCAAGAAUUUUAGUACUCAGAAUCCUCCUCAAAAUUUAGAUUACGAAUCUAAAUGGCAUCAUCGCUCUAUGUCAACCAAUUCAAAACAGUCUCAAGAAUAUGACAGGAUAUUGGUAAAACGUUCUUCUAUUAUCGUGACCCAUAUUGUGCAUCCUGGUGAAUUUUAUAUUCAGUUAUCUGAUUUCACCAAAGGCACAAAUGAAUUUCAUUCUAAAAUUCAAGAGAGUCAGAACCAGAAAUUCAGCUUUAUGAAUAAUGAUCUUGCAAAAUCAAGCAAAGAGAAACGUAAUUGGCCGAGAGGCCGACAUUGUUUGGUGUAUAGCAAAUAUGAAAGUUCCUCUCUGCCUGCGUCUUUUCAGAAGAACUUUGAAUGGUAUCGCGGCAUUGUUACUGCUACAACUCGAGAUCUUAACACUGAACCAACAUAUUCAGUUUUCUUGCGUGACAUUGGUGCUACUAUUCGCUCAAUUUCCGCAGAUCAAAUAUUCCCGAUUGACUCCCAGUUAGAUCGUGUGGCUAAUGCUGUUUAUUGUUGUCAUUUGGCAGGCAUCAGACCCGCCGGUGGUGUCAAAUCGUGGUCCCAAUCAUCCAUCGAAUUUUUCACAUAUUUAAUCAAGACAUUUGAGUCGCUUUCAGUCUCGUUGAGAGGCAAACGGUUGAAUGGUAUGCCAUCCCUUCCAGUGGUCUUAUGGGGUUCAACAACAAAGACAGCCGAUCCUCUGGCUCCCAGCAUAAUGAAAUUUACGAAUUUCAGCCGCGUUUUAGUAGAUCGUGGUUUAGCAUUUAACGCUGAAACGAUAGAUAUGUCGGAAGAGUUUCAAAGAAUCGAAGAACUGGAGCUUAAAGAAGGCGAAAUAACAUUAAACCAAUGGUUUAAAACAUUUGAUGAUGAUACAUUGCUUAACGCCAUAACGCUAAGAGAUCAGCAUCCGUUCACUUUUUCGGAAGAUUUUAGCACAACUACUGAUGGAGGAAAUGUAAUCGUCGAUUCGGAUUUGUCCGAUAAUCAUCCACUAAGUGUUUAUAUUAGCGAAUUUGAAUUAGUUCCUACUACAGGGCUAACCAAUGUGCAAAUUGCAUGGUCAACGUCUAAAGAUAUAAAUAAAACAAUAUUUACUGGGUACGCUACCUACGUUGAUUAUGGUUGCAUUAUAUACCUGCAUGAGGCUGACGAUAAACCUUUCUUGGAUAGAAUAAAGGAAAUAGUUUCGGAGAAAUGUGAACAUCUUGCAGAAACAACGGAGGACUAUGAAUACCUUCCAAAUCAACCCUGCAUUGCCAGAUAUCACCUCGAUUCGAAAUAUUAUCGGGCAGUUAUACAUGAGCAGAAAAAGAAUGACAAAGGUGAAUGGACGGUUCGCUUUGUUGACUACGGAAAUAUUGAAACCGUGGAGCCGGAGAAUUUACGUCCAUAUGCCCCAUUUCCAAAUCUGCCAUCGAUAGUGAACAAGUACACUUUAAGUGGCAUUAGACCAAGAAAUAAUUUUGGCGAAUUUACAAUUGAAGAUCUGGAUCAGAUGCAUCGUACCAUUGUAGGAAAAUUCGUUUCAGUUCGUCUUCCCGUUACUGAAUUAAGCAGUCCAAUUAAGAAAUGCACUAUGCGAUUAGGUACAAUUGAUGUGGCUUCGGCUUUUAUUGAAAAGGGAAUGGCUGCGAGAGAAGAAGUAUCAACAUAUUUUUCAGCAUCAAAUCAAUUGCCAAUAAUUUCAUUUUCGGUACCCAAAAAGUUACUUAAAACUAGAAACCCGUUGACCUAUGAUGAUCCUACUGAACCUGAUAAGGAUUAUGAGGUGUUUGAUCAUAAUGUUGGUACAUGUAGCAUAAAAACCGAAAGCGUUACUUCGAGAAAAGUUGAUGAGGAUUGGCCCAUAUUUGUUGAAGAGAAAUUAGAUCUAUUGCAAGAGCAUCAUACUAAACUUACCUGCGUACAAUCAAAUAUAGUAACAACGACUAAUUCAAAUAUCAAAAGCUAUCGAAAUUCUAUAACUCCACCAAUAAAACGACGUAUGUUCGAUAAUAGCGAUUAUACACAAAUGAUGAAAGAAGGUAUGAUGGCGUUCGAUAUAGAUGACUUAAAUAAUACCGGCGAUGAUCAAAAUGAUAAUAAAGCAUUCUUCAUCGAUGAAGAUAAUAAUGACGACAUUGUUGAAAUGAGUCACAGCUUUGCCAUGGACUACUGGCAUUCUGCCGUUGACGACAUGAACGAAGACGGAGAUAGGGAAAUUUGCCAACAAUUGGAAAGGAGAAUUUCUUUCGAAGAGGACGAGGACAUAGAAUCUGACUUUGAAGAAUUCCACCCUAAUGAAACAUCUACAGUUUUUUCCCAUGUAAGCGAUAUGGAAACUUUUGGAGCAUCGGAAAUUUCACUCCACAAUUCGAAUUUCAAAUGUAGAGUUGUUAAAAUAGUAUCAACCACAGUAUUGCUCAUACUCCCAACACAAAGAAGCUUAAGGCAACGUCAUAUUCAAAUACAGAAGGAUAUUAAAGAAGCUGUUAGAGUCGCUGCUCCACUUACCCGCUUUGAGACCCGAACUAUUUGCUUGGCCUGUUACUCAAAAGAUAAAGAAUGGUAUCGGGCAGUGAUUCGUUGCUACAAUCAAAUUGCAAAAUCCGUUGAAGUCUUUUAUAUAGACUAUCAAAAUAGCGAAACGCUGCCUCUAAAAUAUGUUAAGGUAUGUCCAGUACACAUUGCUAACUAUCCCCCAAGCACAUUACGCGUUCGACUUCACGGUAUAUGUCCAAAUCCCCAAAUCAGGGAACUGGAAAUACGGCGAGCUCUACACGAUCUUGUAAUUAAGCGAAAUCUUUUCGGUAUUGUAAAAAGGAAUUCUUCCGCACGAGCGGAUAGUUGCUCUAUUAGUAGCUUGAUGGAGAUAUGUUUAUAUAAAUCGCCCCAUUUUGCAGCGAAAGGUAUUGUUAUCUACGAACAUCUGAUUGAAAAAGGCUACUACAGACGUAUCUAGUUCUAGUUAGAUAUGUCAGUGAAAUGCUUUAAAUCUUUUAGCAUUUGAUACAUGGACACUUCUAUGAAAAAAAAUAAAGUAUAGACUACUUUAAAAUUAA